AUGCCUUCAAGGACUGUUGGAGGAAACCCUUUGAUAGCAAGAGUUAAUGGAAGAAUGGCAUCAAAUGUGGCUUCAUGGAAUUAUACUCCAAGUUCCUCAUUAACGUCUCAAAACAUCUCAUCACGACAACAAACUUUUACAUCAUAUCCAAACGCAAUACAUAAUGUACAUUCUCAGCAAAACGACAUAUUAGAUAUGUCUGAAUUUCCAGCUUUAGGCAGUACCAACACAACUUCUAAUAAUGCAUCUGCAAGUGGUCUGGGGUCAAGCUAUGCAAACACAGCGCAAACAGGGACUAAUUCUGUAUCGAACGAUAACAGAUCUCUACAUCAUUCACAGCAGUCGCAGGAGUUUACAAUUGAUGACUUUCCGGCUUUGCCUGGAACAACAAGUAAUACAUCAAAUCGAGGAGUAGUUGGUUCACAGUCAACGGUGUCGCAACAUCAUCUUGUAAAUCAAAAUAUAGUUGAUGGACUAACAAACGGAAAUAACAUCCCUACUGAAAUGUCAACUUCCGGAGGUCAGGAUGGACGAAUUAAUGUUGGUGGACUAAGACCAUCGACACAACCAGCAGUGAAUUCUGUGUCCGAACAGAACAAAAAGAACUACUUUACAAAAGCCGGAGGUAGUGUACAAAUCUUGCAACAAUUUCCUUCUUCCUCAUCUUCGAUGAUGCCGUAUUCACUAAAUGGGCCACUCACUCCAUCAACGCCAUACUCUAUAUCUUUAACGGGCACGCCUUAUCCAUAUUCGUCAAACAUACCAAAUAUGCAAUCCUCCGUAGGAGCUGGAGCUGGACCUGGACCAUCAUCAUCACCUUCUGGUGUUGCAUCAGCAGAUGGAUUUGGAUUACUCGGUUUACUAAGCGUAAUACGGAUGACAGAUCCAGAUUUAAGCAUGUUGGCAUUGGGAAGUGAUCUUACAACAUUAGGUUUAAAUUUGAAUUCGCCUGAUGCGCUUUACGCGACAUUUACUUCACCGUGGGCAGAAAACAAUCAAGUUGCAGGAAUGAUUGAACCCGAGUACCAUUUACCAUCUUGUUAUAAUGUACAACCACCACCACCAGCACAAUCUAAAAUAGGAUCUUUUUCGGAUGAGACGUUAUUUUAUAUUUUUUAUAGUAUGCCACGAGACAUAUUACAGGAGGCUGCUGCACAAGAAUUAUAUAAUCGUAAUUGGCGUUACCAUAAAGAUCUUCGACUUUGGUUAACUAAGGAACAAGGAACCGAGCCAUUUACAAAAACACAAGCUUUCGAGCGCGGUAAUUACAUUUUUUUCGAUCCAUCCAGCUGGGAAAAAGUCAAGAAAGAUUUUCUUCUCAUGUAUGAAUCGUUAGAAGAACGACCUGCUACAAUGCUAAGUAGUGUGGGUGGGUCAUCAUCAUCUACAAAUCUUGGAUCCUUAGCACCCUCUGGAUUUCAAUACUGA
This is a messenger RNA of Diversispora eburnea, 1428 nucleotides long. Lineage: Eukaryota; Fungi; Glomeromycota; Glomeromycetes; Diversisporales; Diversisporaceae. The record is from the annotation of a GenBank genome assembly.